GAGCACGACGGGAGCGACUCCGAGCGGGGCGGACGAGAACCUCCAGCGGAAGAUGUCGCUGCGGAGAGCUGAGUACUCUUAUGAUCUUUGAACCCAGUUCUUGUAAGGCCUGGAGGUCCCUCUGACACUGCCAAAAAUGUGAACUCUGUAACACAGAAGCAGCAAAAUACAGAUGCCCUCGAUGUAUGACAUAUUCAUGCAGUUUGGCUUGUGUGAAAAAACAUAAAGCUUUAUCCAGCUGUAAUGGAAUCAGAGAAAAGGCGGCCUUUGUUUCCAUGAAUGAGUUCAGCAACUUAACUCUUCUAAGUGAUUAUCGGUUUCUAGAAGAUGUGGGAAGACUGGCUGAUCGGUCUGCCCGAGAUGCUAUUUCUCAUAAACCAAAAAGCAAUCGAUUUGUAAACUUUCUGAGAAACCGAGCUCGAAGGCACAAGAUCUGCUUACAAACUUUACCAAUUGGAUUCACAAAGAGACGAGAGAAUUCUACAUUCUAUAGCAAUAAGGAACAAAAGUUCUACUGGCACUUGAAGCUCCUAUUUCCUCACGGUCAUGCUAAAUUCACAGAACAAAGAGUGCCAGAUGAUAAACCAUUAUGUGACAUUUUGAAGACAUAUAUUGAUCCUCAAGAAUCUGAUCCCAUCAAGCAGCAAAGAUUAAAAAUCUACACAAUGUCUCCCCAGUCAAACAUACAAAUUCUGAUGAAAGUAGAAAAUAGGCCACAUAAUUCUAUUAGGUAUGAAGAAUUGGAUGCCAGCAAAAGCCUUCUAGACAAUUUGAAAGGGAAGGUUGUCAUUGAAUAUCCAACUCUGCAUGUGGUAUUGAGGAAAUUCAAGACAGAUAUGUUGAUUCUUGGCCAGAACAUGAACAAAGAAAUCAAUACAUCUAACAAAGACAUGAUUAAGGAAAGUUCUUCUGAGGAAGAAGGGGAAGUCCAUGAUAGCUCCUGAAGAUACCAAUGCAGAUACAGAUUGGAGUAUUUUAUAUUACAUCCAUCAUUUUGAAGGCACAUUCAGCAAAUAUAUUUGUUUUGAACAUCUUUUUUUAAAAAUCCCAAAUCUAUAAUUACUUAAAAGCAAUGCAGACUGAAUUCAAUAAAGAUUAAAGGAUCAACCUCUUUCUAUGAAAAUUACUGUAUAAUAGGAUUUUGUAGGAUUUACAAGCUUGUUUUUUUCCCACUGCUUGACCUCAGUUAGUUUGUAUCUGUAAAUAUUUGUUGUACAUUCAUGUCCCUAACCAACAUAGCUUCAAGGUCACCUUAUAGAUGUAUUGUAAAUGUAUUAAAAAAUCGGGUAGAUAUCACAUAUCUUUGUCUCACUCCUUGCUCAGUUUUCAAGCACUUGCUAACCAUUCCAUAUAGUUCUAUCUUAUAUGGUUCUCACCACAUUCAAACAUUCAGUCAUGUUUUUAGACUUAUAUUCAUUGCUUUUCUUUACGCUUAAACCAUGUAUUCAAAGCAGACCUUUUUUUAGAUAUUCACCAGUGUAUCUCUAAACAGCUUAAUCGUUUUUUCUGUACUCUCAUUUCUCAUCCUUUCAUUCAACACCAUUGAUUGCAUUAACUCAAUAUUGCACAAAUUUCCCCCACACUCUCCUCUAGUUCUUCCAUUAAAGCCAUUCAUGGGAGAAAAACAUGCAUUAACCCACAGCUAGCUGAUGGACACCAAUUCAUACUCUCUGCCACACCUUUUAGCCCUUUAAUUCAUAAUUCAUACUACACCUUCACUCCACAAGAUUAAACUAUCUUCAUUCAGAUCUAUUGCAUCCUUCCCCUUUCUUCUAGUUUCACAUACCUACAAUGUAUCUAUUCUUUUAAUUUCAUUUUAUGAACUAAUUCAUGUUUCUCCUGUAUUCUAGAUUGCAAUCUUCCAUAUGCCUUAAGGGGUCAAAAAAUAUUGACUUCUGCUGCCCAUCAUAUCUUUGAUCAGCUGAAACUUUCACAUAAUGUUUUUAGUAAGAUAGAAGAAGACAUAGAUUAAUUCCACAUGCAGCAUGCCCUACUAACAGUAAGGGCAGUACCAGUGGGCUUUGGCACAUUUUAGUCGGCAAACCACAAGCGCAACCAAAGCCCAGUUGUACUCCAAGAAUUUUUUUUUAAA
Molecule: messenger RNA, 2092 nt
Organism: Python bivittatus (Burmese python)
Lineage: Eukaryota; Metazoa; Chordata; Lepidosauria; Squamata; Pythonidae
Gene: ZNHIT6
Product: zinc finger HIT-type containing 6
Biological process (GO): snoRNA localization; box C/D snoRNP assembly; maturation of LSU-rRNA from tricistronic rRNA transcript (SSU-rRNA, 5.8S rRNA, LSU-rRNA)
Cellular component (GO): nucleus; pre-snoRNP complex
Source: RefSeq, a predicted model, not a curated record